Messenger RNA from Spirometra erinaceieuropaei, 5010 nucleotides. NCBI's taxonomy places the organism in Eukaryota, Metazoa, Platyhelminthes, Cestoda, Diphyllobothriidea, Diphyllobothriidae. The record is from the annotation of a GenBank genome assembly.
AUGCUGAUAUUUUGUUACAACCUUGCAGCAGACACUUUUUUGCGUUUCCAGUCAGAAUUAUUGAAAUACUGGCAUCAAUAUCUCACCGUCAAUAUUCACACUAGGCAGCAGUGGGGAUUCGGACCAAAACCCCCACCACCAUCACCACCAUCACCACCACCAACACCAACACCAUCACCUCCACCACCACCAGCGCCGCCGCCACCACCACCACCACCAUCCAACACCAAGACCACCACCAACAUCAACACCACCACCACCACAUCACCAAGACCACCACCAAAACCAAAACUACCACCUUUCACCACCACCAACACCAUCAUCACAACCACCACCAACAUUCCUCCUCCUCCUGCUCCUGCUCCUCCUCCUCCUCCUCCUCCUCCUCCUCCUCCUCCCCUCCUCCGCCACCUUCUUCUCCCCUUCAUUCGUUCCUCUCUUCAUCCCCUACGUCCUCUGCCUGCUCCUACGUGUAAAUCUCGAUGCCUUCGCGCGCGUUACUUAAUUAAAUUGUUGAUCUAUAAUGCCUAGUCCAGUCUAGUACCUACGUAUCCGUAAUUGUUCUUGUUCACCCCUGCGCAUUAUUCGCUCUUCUAUUCGUCACAUGUCUUUUACUUAUUCUGCAGACUAUGUUCCUACGACAGCCUUCUGCGCCAGAGCCUGGCUGAGUCACCAGUUAUAACUCCGGCGAAUUUUGCAUUCAUAAAACCAGUCAAGCACUGGAACCAGCCAGUUUGUCUCUCUGCCUUUACCACAGGUGAUAGGAGGGGCGUUCUCAGGAGAUCGUUACUCACACCCAGCUCUGAUAGACUGGCGCGUACAGUGGUGGGUCCCGCACGUAACGCCUUUGCUACUAUUUCUCAUCGACUCCUAUCCUCGUGACGAUCUGGUCCUGCCAUUGUAGUGAUUUGCUAUUUUUACCAUCUGAGCCGUUAGUAAUUGCUGCGGCACACUUAUUCUGUUGAUCUGAACGCGAUCUUGUAGCGCAUCUCGAAAUAGGUCUACUUCCAUUCCUCUGAUUAUAUUUAGAUGCAUUUACUGCUGGUGAUCUUGUCUCGGGUGUCACACUCGCAAGGAGACGUGGACGUGUACAGCCAGUGACCGAUCUCAUGACAUAUUAUUCCAAAUUCUGGAAUGCGUUUCCCGUGGGGAAGGGUUGGAUUUGUGCGGUUUUUACGUUGAUUAUCUUCCGCCAUAAUCCCAAGAUUUUGCAGAUACCGGCCAUAUUCAUUAUAGGUUUGCGCAAAUCGCUCAGUAGUUUGUCGCUCACAUGAGGCCGAGUCGUGACUGUUUGGCUGUUUACCGAUUUGAAUACUUUCACAUACCUCUUUUUUAUUGAUUUACUGUGGAAUUUCUAUGAUUUAAGAGGCAGGGACACGGACUGUUCUACCAAAAAUAUUCUACUGUUUUGCACCGUUAGCACUGCGAAUGAACCUAUGUUGAAUUUCUUUGAGAUUGAAUUUUCAAGGUCAAUAGGUUGAAAUGGAAUCCCACAUUAAUUCCCUUAAGGGAGCACAGCAUGCUAAAUAGAAAUGGCAACUGUUUGAGAGGAUGAAUUCGAGAUAUUUUUGCAAGUCGGGUCUAGGUUCAGAAGGUGACAUCUUUCUAACAGAAUAUUUAUGUAAUAGUAUAGCCCAGAUAUUUUUAACGCAGCCAAAUACACGAACUGGCCUUUAAAUGAACAAAAAAUUACUUACUUAAAGUCCGUCCCGAAAUAGAAGGCUAUGUUAAACCAUGCAUUUCAAGGACCACUAAUGGAUUUAGAAGGUGAGCAAACGCAUGUAGUCUCUAAAAUUAGCCAAGCAAUUGAUCCGUCUAAUGACAUUAUUUGCACUCCUAAUCAUUCCCAAAAUGCAUCAUAUAGUACUGAACGUGAUUUUAUGUUCACGGCGUCCAUUGUGAUGACGCGCAUAAACCAGCUUUUAAUAUAUCGCAUGCUAUCAUAUCAUGCAAUUUGGAUAUCUAUUAAGUCUAGACCGCAUGCUCCCGCGUUUAUAUAUGAUGCAUCAUUGUUCUGUGUUCGUAUCUCGAUGAUGGUUUUAUCAAUUUAGAUUGAUUAUAGUUUGUGCAGCAAUGCAAAGUGAGUUCCCGGAAUAAUUAUGCUGGAAAUAGACGCCGAAGCUUCAGCAGUUAUCAAGAGAACGGCGCUUUAGUCAACAAUGAAGAAGAGAAUGGGUUGGUGGCAGGUUAGAAAGAGGGGAGAAGAGAGAGUUGACAAGAUUACUCAUAAAUAUCAAACAAGGCUUCCUUUCAUACGAAAUGUAUGCGAGUAAUAAAGGCCAAUUGUUUUAUUCUAACUUUAACUUUCAGUAACGACGAGAAGAGGUCAUGUACUAUCUUCUUUGAUCACCUAUAACAUCUACGCGGUUAGUUUCAAUCAGUGACCUUGUUAUCUCUUGACGUGUGUGGACUUCUCAGCCGAGUCGACACACAUUUAAGAUUGUGUGGAAAUUAAUGCAUGAAUCAGGUAAACCGAAGUCCAUUGAGUUUAUCCAUUCGCAGUGGAGUUUUGAUGUUUAUGCAAAGGGCCGUAGAGACAAUCGAUUUGAGGGUUGUUGCACUCCCGAUUUCGGCUGUCUUAAUUUCACUAUUCACCAUUUCACCAUUUCACCAUUUCACCAUUCGUACGCUGGCGUUCCGCCUCACACCCAUUUGUUCACACAGCAAAUCACCAAGAUUUUAACCAACAUGAAUGUGUGACUGGCGCGGCCGAAGUCGCGCCAAGUCGUGCCUCCACACCUGGCUCGGAUACCACGAAGCCAGAUUGGCAAACAAGUCACAUCUAGGAGAAGCCAUUUCAACCUGACUCUUACAUCACUAGGGGUGUUUUCAUGCUAGUUGAAAGGGCCAUGCAGUUGUAACCAUGACCCCCUCCAGAGGUGACAGUCUGAGGCAGCCCAUCCGAACGGCUUGUUCCAUCCUCAUCCUCAGUACUGGAAACCUAACGCAUAAGGCGAAUGACAAAACUCGCACCGUCUGAUGGCUAGAGCGUUGGCUGUACUAAAGCCUUUCCCUUGUUAUAGGGGGUUCGAAUCCCGCCGGGACAGCGGGUUUUUCACUGUUAGGUCAAAAUGAAUCUAGGUUUAAGGUUGAUCUCUUCUUUGGCAUCGACAGGUAGACAACGAUGUCAGAUAGUGAAAACGUUACAGUCCCAUCGUUUCGUGAAGCGGUAUCGACAUUUGCUGUUCAUUGUCUAACUACCUCACUGGCCUAUUUAAGACUGCCUGAUUCUUCAUACUCACAGCCAUCAAUCCAGAGAGGUGUCUUGUUCUGGUGGAUGUCCUUCCGGUAGUCCCGUCAAUAGCGUAGCUGAUCAGACCGAAGCAUAAGACACAGCGUCGUCAAACGAUGGACCAAAUAUGGAGUGGAUGAGAGAGAUUGCUUUGGACCAGAGAAUGUGAACUGUUGGGGCGAUAGUAGACUCGGAACAUGAUGACAUUUGUCGGCAUGCCAUGUAGACUCUGAACCAGUCACAGACACCCGGGAUUAACAGAAUUAAGCUCUGCGGCAAAGUAAAUAAAAGAAGACGGCCGUCGGUUGUUACUAGGGGUUCUGGAGAUCUGAAAUGCGCCACAGUGUGAAUAUUUGAUCCGCGCAUCCACGCCCAACGCGAGUCAUGCAACCUUAUAAUCGUCUUAGACUAACAACAGAGGAAGCUUUCACAUCAACGUCGAUUGGAUUCAUGACGCGAUGGUUUUUGCUAGUCGCCCAAUCACUGACUGGAGCCAGGACACUGGAGUGUCGGCACACGAUCUGUCGACUUCAGCGAGGACACCGUCCUCUCCAAAAGUCUUGUUGGCGUGUUGUUGUGCGGCCAACGUGUAUGAUCGAAGAUGUCUUCCUGAGGGCGAUGGGGGGGGGGGCUUUCACAGACGACACUGCACAAGCUGGAGAGACGGGGGUGGGGACUCUGCUCCAGAGCAGAUCGGCUGCUCAAAAUGGUCAUCUCUCUGCUAGUCCCUCUGGCUGAUUUGUCGACAAUAAAGCCGCCAUCCAUAUCGCGAACAAAGUGACCCAGUACUAACUUGACGAAUGGUUUGGUAGUUCAAGAGUAUGGCUGAAAUUUAAGACGUUUUAUCAUGAAAGUUGUAUUGCAAGCCCAGUAUUUUUAACGGUCAUUUUUAAUUAAAUUCGCGUUAUUUCCUGGAUUUGAGAGAUGAGAUCAUUAGUGGGAGGCAUAGGAUUGCGAAAGUGAGCUCUUGUUCAAGGACGAAGAAUGUUACAAGGACGAUAUCUGCUUCGUGAUAUAGACACGAUGAUGUGUGAGAGAGUGAUAAGCUGUUUGAACUAAUGAACGAUUUAAUGUCGGCUGACUAAAAAUGCUGGAAAAUUGAGCAAACUUCUGCAUCCUUAACCAAGACUUGACGGUGUGCAGUCCAAAUCGUUACAGUAUGGGCGUUUGAUGCAUAUUCGGGCUUUAAGUUCCAGAAUCGGAAUUCUGAGAAAUCAAGAGCCCUAGGUGAAUUCGCACUUUAAUCUUCGUCACAACGACACAUGUGACUUUUGGGAGAGGCAGUGUAAUUAUUGCCCCUGGGGACAUUGAAUCCUGCAUUACUGGCAUGCGAGGCCAUCAAUAGCCGUCAUGCGCACUUGUGUCUGAAGUGCAUUUUUUAACUUCUCAGUCUCUUCUGUUCACCUGCCAAAACAACGCCGGUCAGAGCGGUAGAGAAUUCUACUAAACUCCCUGCUGUAGCUGGAGAAGAAGGAGAGAGACGAAGGAGAAGAAGAUGCGGAAAAAGUGAAGGAAGAAGAAGAAGAAGAAGAAGAAGAAGGAAAAGAAGAACAAGUAUAAGAAUAGAAAGAUGGAGAAAAAUCUGAAGCUCGUUUGUCUAACUUCUCUGUCUCUCUUGUUCACCCACCGAUUCAACGCCGGUCAGAGCCCUCAGAGAAGUCUACUUAACUCACUGUCACUGUGCUUUUAAAGUGUUUGGAUUUGAGAAGGAGAGGGACAAGGAUGACGCGGAGGAGGAGGUAGAGGAUGAGGAGGAGGAGGAGGAGGAAGAAAAAUAA